CGGGAUUCCAGGAAGGGACGACUAAAAGCAUGUGGGGCUUCAAUUCAUCCAGCCUCUGAUAGGCCGAGAAGAGGGACACGUAGCAAGACCGGCUUCAAACGUGGCCAUCCUCUUCUUUUAGACAGAGGAGCUCGGGGUGGCGCGAAAGCCUCGUUUUCCCCUGACCACCAAUGCUGCUAAAAAGUAGGUGGCUGUUCCUAACCGCCCACACGUUAUAAUCCAAACUCGAUUGGUUUUGGGUCCCUUUGUUUGGAAUUAAUCUCAGGUGAGGGAGGGAAAAAAUGUCUGAAUCGGAAGGGCUGCAGAGACAUGUGGAGAGCAUUUCUGCUCUUCAUCACGGUCGGGAUGUGUCACUUGGGCACUGGUCGGCACCGGUAACUCCAACCUUUGCAAGCGGCUUCAGCUUUGAAGAUGAUCAAGAUCACCACCAUGCGAAGAAGUCGAUUUUGGGAAAGGUGAAGGAGAAGGCUAAGAAGUGGAGACACAUGCUUGCUAAAAAGAAACAUGGGCAUGAUGACGACAAUCUGACCCCUCCAUGGGGAGUUAGCUUGGAUGAAGAGGAUGACGAACAAGAUCCUGAAUACCACGGCGCUCCAAUGUAUGAAUCGGAGACAGCUCCUGAAACCUAUAGAGAGGGAACUUCCCGACCUCGGCCAGCGGUUCAAAGCCCCAGCGCAGUGGAGAAAUCAGCAGUUUUUCAGCUCCACAAUGCAAACAAAGAAUCAGAAAUGAAACGAGAUUCAGUUGCUAAUAGAUCUUUAUUGCACAACAUGCCCGCACACCGAAACCCUGUCGGAGAGAACGGUACCAAGAGGACGCUGACGGAAACCGUCACGGAGAUGCUUGCACCGGCAUACACCAUGGUCUCGGAGGCAACCCAGAUGAUGGCUUCGAAGAUCCAAAGUCCAGGAACCGGAUAUGAGUUGGGAGCGAAGCAGGUGUGGGAUAAGGGGAUUUCGGUGAAGGAGUAUCUUUUGCACAAGCUAGAGCCUGGGGAAGAAGAUAGAGCACUCUGUCAGGUGAUCACAGAGGCUGUGAGCCCGAGGAAGGCUGGUGAAGUGGGCAUAGCGGAGAAGGUGAAGGAAGCGGCCUCUUCUUUGCGGGGAGGGGAAGAGCUACAUGGGACACAAAUCCCAGUUUCCGCACGUCAGGGACCAAUCCCGGUUUCUACGAAUCCUCAUGCACACGAGGCACCUCCCCCAAUUUCUGCAAAUCUUCACGCACACGUGUCACCCAUCCCAGUUCCUAUAAAUCUUCAUGCAUCGGAGUCAUCCAACCCAGUUUUCACGAAUCUUCAAGCGCAUGUGUCAUCCAUCCCGGGCUCCACGAAUCCUCGUACAGAAGAUGUUGAAAUUCGCGGAAGGAGACUGCAAGCAUACACCACCUGAGAGGCUCCGGCAUGUACAUACGCACACUUUAUCAACAGGACCGGCGGAAAUCACCGUUCAGGUCAUCAAGAAGUGGACGUUGGGUAGCAGUAAUUUCCUGGUUUUGAACAUUUUGUAGGUGAUCUUCUGAUAUCCCUGAAGAGAUGUACCCUAAAUAAUGAGAUUCAUUACCUUCUUUAAUUAAACAUAAGGUGGUUGCAAGCAUCAGUUCGGAUGUUCCACCUUUUGUAUAUUAACCAUUUCUUGAAUAAUAGCUUGCCUUUUUUUUACUUUAAA
Phoenix dactylifera (date palm) is the source of this 1664-nucleotide messenger RNA. The record is from RefSeq and is a predicted model, not a curated record. NCBI's taxonomy places the organism in Eukaryota, Viridiplantae, Streptophyta, Magnoliopsida, Arecales, Arecaceae.